GAAAAGUGAAAAGGCAGGUUUUGGAAGACAGCAGCAGUUCCCAAUAUUGGCUGUCACUGCCAUCGAAUACAAGAAGAUCGAUCCCGAACUCAGAAACUCUUCCACAACGACCUCGCUUUUCCGGCAACUACCAAGAAAUCUCCGACGCUCUUCUCCUUUCCGAUUCUGAUCAAGAAAUCAGAACAAGAGAAUUCAAACAUGGAAAAAAACUCAUCUCAACCCACACGGCGGCAGAGAUUCGCGGUGGACGACGGCGCCGAUCUAAUAGACUGCUCCGGCAAGCAAUGCCAGUCGUGCACCACCGGCUUGGUUGCGGACUGCGUCGCCAUCUGCUUAUGCCCAUGCUCGGUUGUCAGCUUCUUGGCUCUGGCUCUCGUCAAACUUCCGUGGAUGAUCGGGCGGCGGUGUCUGCAGCAGAGCAGGCAGAAGAGGAAAUUGAUUGGGCGGAGAGGAGAACGUAAGGGCGGUGGUGUGGCGGCGGAGAGUGGUGGGGGUGCGGCUAGUGAGGAGGGGCUGCCGCCGUGGUUCGGAGAGGAAGAAGCAGAGAGAAUUUGGGUGCAGUUGCAUCAGACAAGAAAUAAGAGCGGAAUCCAGGCGACCAUUGAGCAUCGAGACUCGAGAGAUAGAGAUCGUAUGAGGAAAGAGCUUCUUGCGAAGAAUCGACUACAGAGACAACGAUGGAGGAUCAACCGACUCGAAUAAUGCUUGCUGUGAACCAGUCAACCAUCAAUGGCUAUCCGCAUGCAUCCAUAAGCUGUAGAAGGGCCUUCGAAUGGACUCUCCAGAAGAUCGUCCGCUCCAACACCUCUGGUUUCCACUUGCUCUUCCUCCAUGUCCAAGUUCCUGACGAAGACGGUUUUGAUGGCUCAGAUAGUAUCUCUGCGUCCUCUGAUGAUUUUAAAGACCAGAACCCUAGGUACAAUUCAAGAGGGCUUCAACUACUUGAAUUCUUUGUCACAAGAUGUCAUGAACUUGGGGUUACUUGCGAAUCUUGGCUUAAGAAAGGCGAUCCAACUGAAGUAAUUUGCCUAGAGGCGAAACGCGUGCAACCUGAUUUUCUAGUUCUGGGAAGCAGGGGGCUUGGCCCGUUCAAGAAGGUUUUUGUGGGCACUGUAAGUGAGUUCUGUGCAAAACAUGCCGAGUGCCCUGUCAUUACAAUCAAACGCAGGGAGGACGAGACGCCCGAAGAUCCCAUCGAUGACUGAGUUUUCAGCCAGUAAAACUCACGGCCUCUUUGAUUUCCCCUUCAUCAUGUUUAUAAAUAAGAAACUUUUGGUGAGCGUCUUGUGCAUUUAGUGUGUAAAGGUUGCAAAUUCGCCACUGAUUUGCAUUUGUGUUGUGAUUUGUUCAAGCAUACAGCCAUUAUUUUGUUCAUUUGAUUGAUGACUCAUUUGGGAUUUGGUAACAUCCUUUCCAUGUGAGAUAUAUAGUUAAAACCA
Molecule: messenger RNA, 1439 nt
Organism: Cucurbita pepo subsp. pepo (vegetable marrow)
Lineage: Eukaryota; Viridiplantae; Streptophyta; Magnoliopsida; Cucurbitales; Cucurbitaceae
Source: RefSeq, a predicted model, not a curated record